AUGUCCGAGUACCUCCUCACCACCACCCUCCAAACCCUCUACCUGCACCCACUCUCCCCAAUCCCCGGCCCCUUCCUCUGGAAACUAACCCGAAUCCCGUACAUCCACUCCCUCCUUUCCGGAACCCUCGUAAUCAACACACGCAAACACCACUCCCACUACGGCACCAUAAUGCGCACCGCACCAAAUGAAGCAUCCUUCGCUACCGAACAAGCCUGGCACGAAAUAUUUCUCAACAGCAACAACAGCUCGCAAAAAGCACUUCCGCGAGAUCCGGUGAUUGGACCGGCGUUUACCGAUCGCGCGGUUGCGAGACAGGAGGGGAUUAUACAGUCGUAUGUUACGUUAAUGGUUGAGAAGCUUUUGGGAGAGAUUGGGCGGCCCGGGAAUAGGAAGAUGGUGAUGGCAUUAGCAGGCGUAAUGCAAUAUUUUCCCAGUCUCGAGUCGCUCAUUCUCAAACUGCUUCCAGCGCGCAUUCGAAAAAUGCAAGCAGGGCACUUUUCCAACGCGGCGGAGAAAAUUCAUCGUCGACUACAACGUCCGGAAGCAGCGGUGGGUGAUUUCAUGACUGUCAUGCUUGAUCAGAAGAACAAUCCGAACUUUUCCAAGAUGAGUAUGCCUGAGAUCGAGUCAUCUGUUGCUCUUAUGCUAUUAGGAGGUAGCGAGACAACGGGCACUACCAUAUGCGGAACGAUUAAUUGUCUAAUUCAAAAUCCGGUCGAGCUGACGAAAUUGGAAUGUGAAAUUCGGAAUUGCUUUGAUAAGGAAGAAGAUAUUACUUUUAGUGCUCUUCAACAAUUACCGUUCCUCAAUGCUGUGAUAAAUGAAGGUUUGCGAUUGUGCAAUCCCGUUUCAGGAGGUCUACUCCGGAUUGUACCUCGUGGUGGAGCUGUCGUUUGUGGACAAUUUCUGCCAGAAGGCACACACGUGGCAAUGAAUACCAUCGUGAUGGCCCAUUCAGAAGCUAACUUCCACCGAUGUCUUGAAUUCCUACCUGAUCGAUAUCUUCCUGAUAAUCUCCGACCAGCAGAAUUUAAAAACGACAACCGCAAUAUUUUGAAACCAUGGGGAUUGGGAACACGUAAUUGUUUGGGGAGAUCAUUCGGACAGGCGGAAUUGAGGGUGGUUUUGGCUCGUUUAGUCGGAAUUUUGAUCUUGAGGCUGUUGGAAACAAGCUCGUCAACUGGGAUGAUCUUAAAAAUUAUGUUGUGGUGCAGAAAGAACCUAUAUGGGUUACAAUUAAGCCGAGGGUAA
Messenger RNA from Sclerotinia sclerotiorum 1980 UF-70, 1254 nucleotides. RefSeq lists its product as hypothetical. The transcript is spliced from 5 exons. Gene Ontology annotation, molecular function: heme binding; oxidoreductase activity, acting on paired donors, with incorporation or reduction of molecular oxygen; monooxygenase activity. Lineage: Eukaryota; Fungi; Ascomycota; Leotiomycetes; Helotiales; Sclerotiniaceae. The coding region runs from base 1 to 1254 and encodes 417 amino acids. The record is from RefSeq and is a predicted model, not a curated record.